CCACCUAAAUAAAAAAAAAAAAAUCAUACUCUCCGAAAAGCAAAGCACAAAACACAAGACAUAUGAUUUGCAGAAACAUAAGCAGCUGCUAUGCGCAACGUGAUCGGAACUUCUUCCUUAGCCUCCUCAGCAAGGCUACCUCUCUCUCUCACCUAACCCAGACCCACGCCCAAAUCAUCCUCAACGGCUACCAAGACGACCUCGCCGCCGUCACCAAGCUCACUCACAAGUUCUCCGACCUCAAGGCCAUACGCCACUCACGUGACCUCUUCCUCUCCAUCCCAAAACCAGACCUUUUCCUCUUCAACGUCCUCAUCAGAGGCUUUGCCAGCAAUGCCUCACCUUUAUCUUCGCUUUCUUUGUAUACCCAUUUGAGGAAAAACACUAGUCUCAACCCUGACAAGUUCACUUACGCAUUUGCUAUAUCAGCCGCUUCGGGUUUCAAGGACGAAAAAUAUGGUCUUUUGUUGCACGCGCAUUCGAUUAUUGAUGGGUUAGGAUCAAAUUUAUAUGUUGGAUCCAUUAUUGUUGACUUUUACUUCAAGUUUUCUCGGGUUGAGUUAGCACAGAAGGUGUUUGAUGGAAUGCCGGAAAAGGACACGGUUUUGUGGAAUACGAUGAUAUCUGGGUUGGUGAGGAAUUGUUACUAUGCCGAUUCAAUGCGGAUUUUUAGAGAUAUGGUGGUGGGUGGGACAGCUUUUGAUUCGACGACAUUGGCAACCGAGCUGCCUGCACUGGCCGAGUUGCAGGAGUUGAAAGCAGGGAUGGGGAUUCAUUGUUUGGCUCUGAAGGUUGGCUUUCAUUCAGAUGUUCAUGUGCUUACUGGGUUGGUUUCGUUGUAUUCAAAGUGCAGGGAGCUAGAGACGGCAAGGUUGUUAUUUGGGCAUAUUACUCAGCCGGAUUUGAUAUGUUAUAAUGCCAUGAUUGCUGGAUAUACUUGCAACAAUGAGACCGUAUCAUCAGUUACUCUUUUCAGGGAAUUGCUUGCUUCUGGGGAGAAAGUCAACUCAAGCACAAUUGUGGGGUUGAUUCCUGUGUCUUCUCCUUUUGGUCAUCUGCAACUCACUGGCUCUCUUCAAACUUUCUGUGUGAAAUCUGGGAUUGUUUCGCAUCCUUCAGUCUCUACUGCCUUUGUGACCGUUUAUUGUAGACUGAAUGAAAUUGAAUUAGCACGGCAGCUUUUUGAUGAGUCUCCAGAUAAAACUUUGGCAUCUUGGAAUGCCAUGAUCGCAGGUUAUACCCAAAAUGGGCUGACAGAGGCUGCAAUAUCUCUUUUCCGAGAAAUGAUGUCUGAAUUCAGUCCAAACCCUGUUACAGUUACAAGUAUUCUUUCUGCCUGUGCUCAGCUUGGAGCUAUAAGUCUUGGGAAAUGGGUCCAUGGUUUGAUUAAGAGCAAAAAUCUAGAGUCUAACAUCUAUGUAUUGACUGCUCUAGUUGACAUGUAUGCGAAGUGUGGGAGCAUUGUGGAAGCUCGGAAAUUAUUUGACUUGAUGACAGAGAAAAAUGUGGUUACUUGGAAUGCCAUGAUAUCUGCUUAUGGUCUCCAUGGUGAUGGGCAUGAAGCACUGAAGCUCUUUACUGAAAUGUUGCAUUCUGGGAUUCAACCAAGUGGGGUUACUUUUCUUUCUGUUCUGUAUGCUUGCAGCCAUGCUGGCUUGGUGAGAGAAGGUGAAGAAAUUUUUCAUUAUAUGGUUCAUAACCAUGGCUUUGAGCCCUUAGCUGAGCAUUAUGCCUGCAUGGUUGACAUCCUUGGCAGAGCUGGAAAGUUAGAGAAGGCCUUGGAGUUUAUAAAAGAAAUGCCGGUUGAGCCAGGUCCUGCUGUUUGGGGUGCCUUGCUUGGUGCUUGCAUGAUUCACAAAGAAACAGAACUGGCUCGUGUGGCUUCUGAAAGGCUAUUUGAAUUGGAUCCGGAAAAUACAGGAUAUUAUGUCUUGCUCUCUAAUAUAUACUCAGCUGACAGGAACUUUCCAAAGGCUGCUUCAGUACGACAGGUAGUCAAGAAUAGAAAUUUGGCAAAAACUCCUGGAUGCACUCUUGUUGAGAUUUGUGAGACCCCACAUGUGUUUACGUGUGGUGAUCAAUCUCAUCCUCGAGCAACAGAAAUCUAUAGGAUGCUAGACAAAUUAACAGGAAAAAUGAUGGAGGCUGGAUUUCAAACUGAAACUGUCACUGUUUUGCAUGAUGUGGAGGAGGAAGAGAAGGAAUUAAUGGUGAAGGUUCAUAGUGAGAAGUUGGCCAUUGCUUUUGCCCUCAUCGAAACUGCACCUGGGACAGAAAUUAGAAUCUUUAAGAAUCUCCGGGUUUGUUUAGAUUGCCAUAAUGCAACUAAAUUUAUAUCCAAGAUCACGGAAAGAGUUAUUAUAGUUAGGGAUGCUAAUAGAUUCCAUCAUUUCAAAGACGGUGUGUGUUCUUGUGGUGACUAUUGGUGACACCACAGUUUUCUACACUGGUAUGCAAGCACCUAGUUCUGCAGUUUUGUACUGUUUACGUGGAAACUAAAAGGUGGACGCCCGUUUGAUACUAUGGGAUGGCAUUCCAUAACAACAUUAAUGUUAUGUUUCCCAACUGCCUUGCAGGAAAUACAGGAAACACUACUGUUUCAACACUCUUCUCCUAAUAUACACCCGGCAAGCUCCUGUAGCAAGUCCUUUUUGCAACUGUAUUCUGAUUCAUCUGGCUAUCCAAUUCAAUACAAGUCUCAAUGAUUUUCAAGAUAUUACGUUAUUGAUAAGCUGGAUGUGAAGUUUCUGCAACAUAAGUACACAAUACAAUAUAUAUAUAUAUAUAUAUAUCUGCAGUUUUAAAUGUAUAAUAAACUGAGAAUCAAUUCAGAUCCCUUGUCAGUUAGCACAAAGUAUCACACCAACACUUUCCAAUUCACUUACAAAACUGGGUACAUUGCACUUAAGCUACACAAAAAUUUGUAG
Molecule: messenger RNA, 2927 nt
Organism: Prunus mume (Japanese apricot)
Lineage: Eukaryota; Viridiplantae; Streptophyta; Magnoliopsida; Rosales; Rosaceae
Gene: MEF29
Product: Pentatricopeptide repeat (PPR) superfamily protein
Biological process (GO): RNA modification
Molecular function (GO): RNA binding; protein binding; zinc ion binding
Source: RefSeq, a predicted model, not a curated record